Molecule: messenger RNA, 1433 nt
Organism: Gilbertella persicaria
Lineage: Eukaryota; Fungi; Mucoromycota; Mucoromycetes; Mucorales; Choanephoraceae
Exons: 3
Coding region: 37-1401 (454 amino acids)
Source: RefSeq, a predicted model, not a curated record
CUCCUUUUUUUUUUAAAGUUGUUUACAUUUGAUACCAUGUUUGCUCAAUUGAUACCAAAAAAGAAAAAGAAUGAAGAUGACCAACAUGCCUUAAACAAUCCUAGUUCACACAACAUAAAGAAAAAGUUACCGAAAACAAUUCACGGUGAACCUUCGACCGGCCAUUAUGUACCAACUUCAGGACACACAGAUCAAUCGGCUGUUUCAGCUCCGCCCAUCAUAUCAAAUGAGAGAACGUCCUCCAGUCAAUUGCAUUUCUAUCAAGGCGGCGUACGAAAAGAACACAAGCACUUUGUGAAAUGGAUUGGACGUAUUGGAUUUAUAGCCAAAGGCAUUGUCUAUGGUUGUAUUGGUGUAUUGACGAUCAGUAAUGUCACAGGUGCUUGGACACCUAAUGGAAGUGCAGGCAAUGAAUCACCUCAAGGUGCAUUUUUGUUAUUAGGUGGUAUUCCUACUAUUGGAAGAUCUAUUUUGAUUGUAAUGGCUGUAGGCUUAGUCUUGUAUAUUAUCUGGAGAAUGUGGGAAGCCAUUACAGGUCAAGGAAGUGAUGCUUCAUUUAGUAAGAAAAAGAACUUUUUUCGAUAUCGUCUAUCGCCUUUUGUGAGUGGUCUUGUCUAUACCGCAUACGCUUAUUAUGUGAUUCGAAUGAUCUUUCAAACCUCGGAAGAACAACAAGCAAGCGCAUCCAGCAAGACAUUUCCUGCUUCAUGGACUGACUCAACCCUUGGCAAAGCAGGCAUUGGUAUCUUAGCUAUUGCAUUUAUGAUUGCAUUCACCACACAAGUCAUCAAUGCUAUCAGUGGUAAUUUCAUUCAAGACUUAAAGACAAGUGAACCCGGUGCCAGAAAAUGGGAAGCGUUUAUUGUUCAUAUGUUUGGUCGAGUUGGUUUUGGUGGUCGUGCAGCCUUGUUUGGUACCAUGGCUGGCUUCUUUUGGGAUUCUUUGGCUGAAGCGAACGAAUCAGGUUCAAAGAACAUGGUGGCUGCUGCUAUUAGUAAGCUAGCCAAUACAGGAGGAGGCCGAUUUUUUAUGGUUGUUCUGGGUCUUAGUUUGGUUAUUUAUGCUGUCUUUGCUGUUUCGAAUGCUUAUUAUAAAUACUUUCCUACUCCUCCUCCUACAAGACAUGAAUAUUAUACCCAUGAUGUGAUUCACCCUGAUGAAAGCAGUGAUAGUAGUGAUAGUAGCAGCAGAAGCAGUAGCACCAAUGAUCCUCAACGACGUGCGCAUAGUCAUAAUGACACAACAAAAUCAACAACCAAAGAACACAAGCAUGACGACGAUACGCCCUCUACUGCAAGUGGUAUCAAACACAUGUAUAAAACAUCCUCUUGGUUCCCCUCUUUUUGGAAUAGAAACAAAGAACCAACAUCUAUUGAUCUUGAAAAGCAACAGUCCCUUUAAGAAGCAACACACCUUAUUAUUAUACCCUCUUG